AUGGCCAUCACUCUUCUAAGCAAUAUGGCCCAAGACCCGCUCAAUACCGUUGCAGUGGUGCCUUACGACCUGGAACGAACCACAUCAAGAACAGGAGCCUCAGGGCCAAGGACUCAACCAAGAAACGCUCUCGCGGUUGCUGCCUCAAACCUCAUCAGCGCCAUCGCACAAGGAUCUACAGCCAACGACACAGUCGUAGUCCCGGAAAUCGACAACUUGUCUGAUGCCGGGUGUGACGAAGGCCCCAGCUCAUUCACCUACGCUGCACUAAACAACGAUAGUGUCGAAGCUGACCAACGAGGGUGGUAUGCAUCAGCAACAUACCACAUCUCAAAUAGAUACUACGACGUCGACAUUACUCUCAAAGCCACCAAAGUUGCUCUUUCAGCUCCACGCCAGCCCUCUGAAAUUAGCACAAGCCCCACCGAAAGUGUCCUCUCACAUCCCUUCCCAGCAUACCUCGUAGUCGUAGACCGAAGCCAACCGCUCGAACACCACCGACACCUCGCCUCCAGCCUCGAGUCGAAAGUAGCAGCAGGCUUCGACGCAGAUAUCAGCAUCGUCGCCGGAGUCUCGCUUCUCUCCUCAUCACAUCCACAAUUAGUCACUGCGCUAGACGAUGAGCCAAGAUCUUCAGCUUCCGCACGCGAAACAACCACGAAAGCUAAGACAAGCGACCUUGUUGCUCUGUACGCUGAUUUUGGAUGGGAGUUCAUUGCCAUUGAUGAUCUGGAUGCAGAGAACGAACGAGGUAUUGGCUCUGAAAACGGAGACAGCUACAGUGAUGGUGAAGGCGAAGAUGAUACUGAUGGGAUAGAGAGGAUAAGGGAAGCGCUGAUGAAUCAUAUGUGGAAUGGGCUUGUGAGGAAGGAUCAAGAUUCGGGCUCGGCAAGUCGGCAUUUGGCCAGCAGAGAUACUGCGUUCGGAAUGUUUUUUCACCAAGGGUUCUCGGACAGCAUGGAAGACAGGGACGAGGCUGAUGGCGACCAAGACGCUACUCCAUCACGAGCUGAGGCUACAUCUUCGUGUUCCAACAAUGACAGCAAUCUCGGCACAAAGCUUCCUUCAAUCAGCCUAGACAACCACGUCGAAGCAACCGGCUUGGACGAACAACUUGCAAAACUCUUCCUUUCCUCUUCCGACGGCAAAGACCUUGCAGACCUAGAAGCCUUCCUCGAGUCAGAAGAUCCUUCUUGGCCAGCAUCCCAGCCUCGCACCGCCACACAAGCCGACAAGACUGAUGACGCGCCAGCACAGUUCGAUGAUGACUUUGAUGGUUUCCUUCCAUUCCACUCCGCCCCAUCCCAACCUUCUGCACUGGCAACAGGGGCGGAGGAUGCAGAAGAACUGCCGAGUAUGGACGAAGUUUCUCAAAUGCAAGACCGUCUGUUUGGCUCCAAUGCAGCAUCUAGACUGGAAGCAGGGCCGCUGGGCAUGAGUAGCGGGGGAAGUGUUGCGGGUCAAGAUCUUGCAUCACAAUUACAGCAGCUUCAAUGGCAUGCUGAGAGAGUAAGGAGUAUUCAAGAUCCGGAUCAGAGGAGGAAGGAAGCUGCACUUGUGGCGUUAGCGUUUAGUAUGCAGUGGGAAAACGAAGGUGAAGGCGAGCUGGGAGGCGAUGGUGCGAUGGCAUUCUAG
Molecule: messenger RNA, 1635 nt
Organism: Ustilago hordei
Lineage: Eukaryota; Fungi; Basidiomycota; Ustilaginomycetes; Ustilaginales; Ustilaginaceae
Exons: 1
Coding region: 1-1635 (544 amino acids)
Source: RefSeq, a predicted model, not a curated record